Cantharellus anzutake is the source of this 814-nucleotide messenger RNA. RefSeq names its product transcription initiation factor TFIID subunit A-domain-containing protein. Gene Ontology annotation, cellular component: SLIK (SAGA-like) complex; transcription factor TFIID complex; SAGA complex. Gene Ontology annotation, molecular function: TBP-class protein binding; DNA binding; protein heterodimerization activity. The transcript has 3 exons. Bases 291 to 680 code for a protein of 129 amino acids. The record is from RefSeq and is a predicted model, not a curated record. Gene Ontology annotation, biological process: RNA polymerase II preinitiation complex assembly; DNA-templated transcription initiation. Lineage: Eukaryota; Fungi; Basidiomycota; Agaricomycetes; Cantharellales; Hydnaceae.
CUCCAACAGUCCCCACCCCCACUCGCCCAGCUAGUAAGUGCAUUAACGAUGGCUUUGGAGCGACGUUUCCGACGGCCUCAACCUAUUCCCAUGCUCUACGCCAACUUGAUCGCAAUCGCCCAGCGGCUUACCCUACCACGGCUUUUACACCAACUUCAACGGUAUUCACGCCCACUUCUGGAUCGACAUCAACAUCUGCAAACCCAGGUGUCCCCGGCCCUCUCCCUACUGCUACUCCAUCGAAUAUCAUUGGCGUGGGCUUGAAGACAGACGCAGUAGCCGAGCAACAUAUGCGCCAGGCAAUUCGCGACCUCGUUGCAAGCGUGGAUCCGUACGCACGCCUUGAUUUAGAAGCAGAAGAUGCCCUUUUGGAUGUUGCGUCGGAAUUCCUGGAUUCUGUUACCAAUUUCUCAUCGCGGUUAGCUCGUCAUCGUUCGUCCGACUCUCUUGAUGUCAAAGAUUUGCAGUUACAUUUAGAACGUCACCAUCAGAUUCGAAUACCUGGUUUUGCUGGUGACGACUUAUCAAAACUCCCUGCCUUCCCAAAUGGACCCUCAAAGGCGAACGCCGCCCCUUCGAGGACCAAGGACAAAGAUGGAAAGGAAAGGCCCGCCCCUACGAUUCGAUCGAAGAGGCUGGCCGCUGCUAAAGCUGCCACUGCCAAUGCAGGGAAGUCAUAGUCAAGGCUUCUUCUGGUUAAAGACAUGAGCAUCUUUAUUCUUUAUCGCAUUGUCUUGUAUCCCUACGGUCCUUCAAGGUAUAAUAUACGCACCUCACAUUACUGACCAUAUCACACCUGCGAUUCUGGCUCGCG